This is a messenger RNA of Dothidotthia symphoricarpi CBS 119687, 1017 nucleotides long. RefSeq lists its product as uncharacterized. The transcript is spliced from 3 exons. The coding region runs from base 1 to 1017 and encodes 338 amino acids. The record is from RefSeq and is a predicted model, not a curated record. NCBI's taxonomy places the organism in Eukaryota, Fungi, Ascomycota, Dothideomycetes, Pleosporales, Dothidotthiaceae.
AUGCCUCCUGCGGUACGAGAAGAAAUGAGGAGCCAGGCCGAUAUCAUUGACAUUGAGAAUGCGGACCCGAACUUGAAGAUACCGAGUCACUGCAAUGGCCAUCUUUGGACUUGCGACGUAGUUGGGGAGCUGAUGAGUCCACGCGGCAACUCUGCGGUAAUGCAACUAUACAACGAGUGGUCGCACCGGAUUGUGCUACUGCGCAACGCACUCAUGCCCUUUGAGAACUGGGACGAAGUCCCCAUCGUUAUCGCGGCUGAUUCUGAACUGGCACUACAGGGCUUGCGCAUGCUUGAGAAGCCUACAGACGCCUUCAUCAUGCCCCUGAUCUCCGUCCUGACGGCAUCUGGCUUGCCGUCUGGUGGCUUUGGGUUCCAAUACUCUCAAGGCACCGUCUUACCGGCAUUCAUGGGUGGAUCGUUGUCUAGCAGCCUGCUGCGAUACUAUCCUGUCCGUGAAGCCAAUUCAAUGUCUGAAGUGCUUUACAGUUAUGAGUACACGUCAUACGAGUCGGCCAAGCGCAGUGUAUUGCCCCCAAACACUACAAAAUCAGCCUCAGACACAGUUCAGUCUAAAGGGGUCGCGUGCGUACUUAAGAGUCACACCAUUCCAAACCUUAACAGCUCCCAGGCUCAUCUUAAGGUCGAGGUUGAUUUCAGAUGUCGCCCAAAAACAGUGUUCAGUGUUUGUCAAGGUCAAAUCGCCCGCGGUCGGCGCUAUGUAAACGAUGUUCCCAAGAGUGAGCCUAGCCAAGCAUCGAACCUAGGAAACAUUAUAUUUCAUGUGGUCAAGGACGCACAUUCUCUGCCAGGCUUGGUCUUCUCAGUAUCGGAGCCUGAGCUGGAGCAGAGUACUCUCCACGUUUUCUCCAUCACUGAGCCUUUGCUUGGCCUUGCGCUCUUUGGGAAAUUGUACCCAGGCAAUAUUGUCUCUUUGAACAGAACCAACGUCUUAGCCAGUGCGUUGAGGGCGGAUCGUGGCUUCGGGACCAAGUUUGUGCUCUGGCAGAGGGUUUAA